Priceomyces carsonii is the source of this 714-nucleotide messenger RNA. RefSeq names its product putative acireductone synthase. The record is from RefSeq and is a predicted model, not a curated record. Lineage: Eukaryota; Fungi; Ascomycota; Pichiomycetes; Serinales; Debaryomycetaceae. Bases 1 to 714 code for a protein of 237 amino acids. The transcript has a single exon. Gene Ontology annotation, molecular function: acireductone synthase activity; magnesium ion binding.
AUGGAAGCAGUAAUUUUAGACAUUGAGGGUACGAUAUGCCCUAUAGCUUUUGUCAAAGAAACAUUGUUUCCAUACUUUUUGAAAAAGGCUCCUAAAGUACUUAAAAACCUCAGCUAUCCAUUGAAAAGUGAUACAGCAGAUAAAUACACUAAUGUUUUAUGUCAAUUUCCACUUGAGAGCAUAGUAUCGUACGAUAAAUUGAUAAGCCACAUAGAAAAUUUAGUUAAAAAUGAUAUUAAAGAUCAUGUUUUGAAAUCAUUUCAAGGUUUAAUAUGGCAACAUGGAUAUGACCAAGGGGAGUUAACUGCCCCAAUUUAUGACGAUGCAAUUGAAUUUAUUAUGGCCCUGAAGAGGAAAUCCAAAAAAAUAUACAUUUAUUCUUCAGGUAGCAUUAAAGCUCAGCUUCUUCUAUUCAAGCAUGUUAAAAGGGGAGACGAAGUCCUCGACAUGACUGAUUAUUUAAGUGGGUAUUUUGAUUUAGUCACAAUUGGGAACAAGUACGAGGGAAGCUCAUACUCCAAGAUUCUUAAAGAGAUAAAUUAUGAAAAUAAAGCAAAAGAUGUCUUAUUUCUCACUGAUAACAUUCAUGAAGCAGAUGCUGCAAUAUCUGCUGGAAUGCAAAGUAAAAUAGUUUAUAGACUGGGCAAUCCAGCUCUAGAUGAAGAAAGUAAGAAAUUUGAUGUUAUCUAUUCUUUAGAUGAGCUCAAAAUAUAA